CUUUCUCUCUCUUUCAUAUACACGUUCGUAACCAUAUUGAAAUGGCAUACUUGGGUAUGAAAGUACUCUUCAGUAAUAGAUAUUCCAUAUUUGUCAAAUUUUUUCUUUUUCUGUAAUCGAGCUUAGUUCUUAGCGAUUUUUAAACAUGGCUUACUUGUAUCAACCUGAUUACGUUCGUUAUAUGUGUAAUUGUGGUUCUCUAAAACCUAUUUCAAAAAUAUAUUUUUGUCGGCACUGUUUAAAAAUUCGAUGUGGUUACUGUGUCUGUCAAGAGGUUGAUUUAUAUUAUUGUCCAAAUUGUAUGGAAAAUUUACCCUCAUCAGAAGUUCGUCUUAAGAAGAACAAAUGCUCAAACUGCUUUAAUUGUCCUAAUUGUUUUCAAAUGUUGUCUACGAGAGCAGGACAUGUCCCAUUAAGACCAACAACAAAGGAAGGAGAAGAUUCAAAAGAUGUUAAAGUUUUACCUAAAAAAGUUUAUUAUUUAUCUUGUUCUUUUUGUCGAUGGAGUUCCAGAGAUGUUGGUAUUCCAGAUCAAUUUAUGGCCACAGGAAGAUGGUCUGAACAAGAAAAUCCUCAUACAAGAAGAAUUAAUGCCUUAAUAGACUACCAUAAAAUAUUGACUUCUAUAGAGAAGCGACAACGAGAAAGAAAAAAAUUUCAACCUAAACGUUCAUUUAUACAAUAUGAAUCAUUUGGACUAACAUCUGCAAUGAUACAUAAACAUAUUGUUCAGUCAAGAAAACCUCAGAUUCAAUUGCAAUUGUCUGAUCAACCAACUCCUUCUAUAGCUUCAGAAGAUGUGGAAGAACUAUCAUCAGAAAUAUUUACUGAGCCUAUAGAUAUUAUAAAAAUUAGUACUUUAGAGCAACGUUUACAUCACCCUGAUGUACAAGCAGAGAAUGUAAGUGAAUUACGUCCACAACGUAGGCAACUUUUAGUUAAGAGAUCACAACGUUGCAGAGUUUGUGAGCAUAAUCUUAGCAAACCUGAUAUAUGCCCACAGUCUACAAAAUUCAAAAUUCAAUUAGCUGCAUUUUAUCAUAUACCUGAAGUAAAGAUUGUUACUUGUGAACCAUUAUAUCCUGGUAAACCCAGUGAAUUAUUUUUAAAGUUCUGCAAUCCUACACGACAUCCAACACAAAUAACUUUAUUUCCAUUGGACGUGUCAAUGGCACCUAUUCCUGUUACUGAUGUUACAGAGAAAGGAGAAAUUAAGAAAGAUGAUGUGCAAAUGAUAAGUGAAGCUCUGAAUUCACUGCCUUCUGUUGUACGCCAAGCACCUGUUGUAGAAGAAGUUAAAACAAUAAAAGUUGUUCCAAAUGCAGAUUUAGUAUUGCCUCAUAGUUCUUUAAUUUUGCCGGCUAGAGAUGAUGCUGCAGAAUAUGAUGACACAGUUGAUACUCAUAAUUUUCAAGAUGAUCCAAAGCUUGUAGUCUGGAGAAAAGGAAACAAAGCAAUAGUGAGACUUAAUGUUACACCAUUUGAAAAUGAUGAGGUAAAAGAAGUUACAGUAGGAUUUGUAAUGCAACAUGGAUAUGUAAAUACAAUUACUGCUUUAGAACAUAAAGCACCACAGAAAUUGGAUUUGAAAGUUAAAUUAUAUUUGACUCUUGGGAAACUUUGUAGUCCUACAUAGUAAUCUAAAGAUUAUUUACUUAAAGCUGAUUUAAAUAAAAGAAAAGUGAAUGAAAAUUGUAACUUUUUAACACUGAAAAUGCACAGAAAUAUAUCUAAAUCAUUGUAUUGUAAUCAAUACUUAUAUAUAUUAAUUUAAUUAUUUGCUAAAGAAUGCUUGUAAUUAAUUAUUGAUAUAAAUUAUUUAUUUUUUAUGUACUGAAAUAGUAACUCUUAUGUUAAAGUAAUAAAUAAAAAUAAUAAUGAGACAGUUAAUUUUAUUUUAUUUAUAUUUUAUUAUAAGAGCUAGUUAAUUAUUGGCAUUGUAAACUUAUAUUAGAAGAAUUGAAUAAUCUUUAUCAUGUUAUAAUAUUAAUGAUAAUGAGAUAUCGUUUGUUCUUUUUAUGUGUUUAUUGAAAAGAAUUUAAUCAUGUAUACAUCUAAAAUCAUUUACAAUCUGCGACCACGACGACCUCCCUUUCUACGUGUCGAAUCUGAUGGAAUAGGAGUUACAUCCUCGAUACGACCAAUUUUCAUACUAGAACGUGCGAGAGCACGUAAUGCAGACUGUGCACCAGGUCCAGGUGUUUUUGUUUUAUUUCCACCUGUCGCUCUUAAUUUAAUAUGCAAUGCUGUAAUACCAAGGGAUUUGCAUUUUUCUGCAACAUCCUGAGGAAAAAAUAUUAUUUUUAUUUUAGCAUUUAGAUAAUGUGAUCACAUAACAAUAAAUAUUACAAAUCUGUUUUGUAUCAUUCUAAUAAUAAAAAUAUGUAUCUAUUAUAUAA
This is a messenger RNA of Vespa velutina, 2399 nucleotides long. It is a transcript of the gene DCTN4-p62, whose product is annotated as dynactin subunit 4. The transcript has 9 exons. The record is from RefSeq and is a predicted model, not a curated record. Gene Ontology annotation, cellular component: dynactin complex. Bases 146 to 1636 code for a protein of 496 amino acids. Lineage: Eukaryota; Metazoa; Arthropoda; Insecta; Hymenoptera; Vespidae.